UUCUAGGGAUUCAGAAGAAAUGACGUAGUAAACGAACUGGGCUUUAAAAGCCCAAGCCCAUUUAUUUGUAAAUCACGUGGAGUCACGUGACUGUGGGAUUCAGAAGAUAGUUAAUAAACUGGGCUUUUAAGGCCCAAGUCUGUUUAAUUCGUAAAUCACGUGACUCACGUGAUUGUCUUCUUCUUCUUUAAAUAAUAAACCCCUAAGUUUUCAGAAUCUUUUCUUCAGCCGCCGCUUGUGUUUCUCCUCCUCUCUACGAUCAUGGUGGGGUUUAAGAACAGGUUCAUGUUGAUGGAGGUCUAUCUCGACCCAGACAAGGAUCUCUUAGGAGAAGGAACUCCUGUUAUCCUCACGAAACUCAACCUCUCCGAAGCGAUCAAAGACAGCAUCCUCGUCAAUUUCGGCGAGUGCGGUCUCGCCUCUUGUCUCGGAUCCUUCCACGUCGCGUAUGUGAACCCGGUCACGAAGCUGUGCAUUGUAAGAUCGUCGAGAGAUGAACACAGACGAGUUUGGUCGGCGAUGACGCUGGUCAGAAGCGUCGGGAACUGCCCCGUGGUGUUUAACUUGCUCGAUAUCAGCGGUUGCGUUAGAGCGUGUCGAGACGCGGCCUUGAAGUGCGAGACGGAGAAGUUUAAUCAGUCUGGUAAAGGAUUGUCUGAAGAGGAGGUUCGAGAGAUGAAUAGGUGUUUAGAUAAACUCAAACUAUUGUAAUAACUCGACUUUUUCGAAUUUGACCCCUAAGUUUUCAAAAUGUGCAAUCCUCCCCUUGUCUUAUAUACUGUUGCGAUUUGAUCUGGA
This is a messenger RNA of Brassica rapa (field mustard), 798 nucleotides long. Its product is annotated as probable ribonuclease P/MRP protein subunit POP5. Gene Ontology annotation, cellular component: nucleolus; ribonuclease MRP complex; multimeric ribonuclease P complex. NCBI's taxonomy places the organism in Eukaryota, Viridiplantae, Streptophyta, Magnoliopsida, Brassicales, Brassicaceae. Gene Ontology annotation, biological process: tRNA 5'-leader removal. The record is from RefSeq and is a predicted model, not a curated record. Gene Ontology annotation, molecular function: ribonuclease P RNA binding.